AUGGCGAUGCCAGGCCAUUCACCCGCCUUCAACGGGCCCUCGAGUCCUUCUCGUUCAUUCUCUGGCUACUCCGAACCUCAGCAGCCUCCAGCAAUGUACGGCCAUCCUCGCACCAUGCUACCGCCGUCGCCACAGCAUUACCCUCCUCCACGAUUUUCUCAGCCGCCGUUACCAGCGAACUCUGCUGCCAUUGCCGUCAACAACGGCGCACCGCCUCCCCAUAAGAGGCCGGGGAGUAGCAUGUCGAUCUCGUCGAUGCUGGGCUCGGAACCAGAAAAGCCGGCCCAUGAGCAGUAUCACAACCAUAACCAGCCAUCCAGACAACAUUCAGGGACUCUCUCACAUCCCGGGCCCUCAAUGUCACUGGGCGCAGUCAUGUCACCACCCCAGUAUCCAACGAAACAGGGUGGGGGCCCGACUGAAUACUCGUACAAGCCAAGAUCAAAAACUCCAGACAGAAUGGCUGGACCAGCAUUGGGGGCAAGACCGCAUCGAUCUAGUUCGGGAACCAUGACCCAGCGACCAGGGCCAUUCUAUGAACCUCCUCCACGGUCAGGGCCGAGUCAGUCAAAUAUGAACCCGUACCCCGAACCAAGAUACACCCCCCCCUUUGGUCCAACGGUAAUACCCAAGGAUGAAUUCGAGGACCGCAGCCGUCGCACAAGCCUCGGUGGUAUUCUACAGCGACCGGAAAGUCAGCCCCAACCGAUCAACAUCUCACCACCAUUCCCGCCCACGUCUCAUCCUCCGGCUCGACCAGAGAGUAUACCUCCCUCUCUUCCGCCCAUCGACCGGGGCCCGGGCCAACCAAUGAACGGCCACGAUCCUCCACGUUCGAACGGGCUGACCGGCCCCUAUGACACUCGUCCACCUAGCUUGCCAACUCUGUCUCGUCUUCCACAAACAGGACCUCCACUGCAGCCUGUGUCUGUACCCCAUGAUCGUCCUGCCGCUCAGUCCCUCUCGCCCGACCUGAGACGCACGCAGCUAAAUGGUGGCGAGGGCAGACUGGCCGGAAUCCUCAAUCAACAAGGCGAUCCAAUAUACAGUGCUCCAAACAUGAUGCGACAAGACUCGGUGCAGUCGCUAAGCGAUCGUUCCGUUCUUGGCGAUCGCUUGCGAACUAACCGAGCCUACUCUCCUUUUGCCGGGUCGGUUGCUUCGGGCCCUGUGGAUGAACAAGUCCGUAAAGGCAGUGAAGAACUAUCACAACACAGAGCCAUUCUCGGCCUUGCAAACGAAUCCAAACGUGGACGAUAUUCACCCGUGCCUCAGGCGGUGCAAGGUGCCCAGGCUCAGACUCCAACACCGGAUGCUGGCAUUAAGAACGAACACGGUCGAGUCUUUGCUGGUAUUGGAAGCGGUCUUGGUUCGACUUCCGCUGCCCCGACUCCCACACCGCAGGCUUUGCCGGCAAGUCCGUUCAAGAGGGAUGAAGGGGGUGCUCGCUUGAGUGAAGAGAACCUGAUGAAGAUGUCCCGAAGUAGCUCAGGUAUCAGCAAACGCAACCGAAAGGUUUUGGACGAGGACGUCAGAGCGGAAAGUGACGUGGGCGAGGUGAAGAAGCCGGGGCCAGGACGGGGAAAGAGAAGCAAAUACUCGCAUUCCUACAAGUUGGACCUUGAGGACACUCCAGCGGGACAGCGAAAGAACGGGGGCUUCCCAACAUCAAAUCCUGUUCGACGGGGAGGCACCCCGACUUCCAAUGCUGCGCAACAACUUCACAAUCCACAAAUUCCGCGGUCAUCUUCGCCAGCAGUCCGGCCCACUUUCAGACCCAAGAAGGUCAUCAGAAUCUCCUCGGUUGUCGCACAAGCUCGACUGAACCCACGACGCCACCUUGGCUUCUUCAAAUAUGAACCUGUCAUCGGCGUGCCCGACUUCAACCGAGCGCAGCCGCAGAAAUUUGACGUUUCCAUCCAGCCCAAUCUCCUACCAUCCUUCAAGGACCCAGAUCAGAUCAAUUGCACCUACACAGUGAAGGUGUCGAGUUUAUGGCUUCAACAGAAAGAAAGGAACCUCAUUGGCUGUGAACAAUACCUAUGGGGGUCAGGCAUUUACACCGACGACUCAGACCCUGUGGCAGCUGCCAUGCAUUCAGGGUUUAUCCAGUCUACCCACAUUGAAGAUCCCCUUCUGAACAAGCUCAUUGACGAGCAAAAUCCCCGAAUCGAAGGUCUAUCGGCGCCGGAUACUCCAGCUACCAUACCAGAGGGGAAGGAUCUGCACAUCACUUUGGUUGUACUGCCGCAACUCGAAAGUUAUGCCGACAGUGUCCGCUUUGGUAUCAAAAGUCGCAGUUGGCCUGAACCGAGCGCGGGGACAUCUACAGACCACCCGGCACCGCAUGAUGGGGUGAGCUUUAUGGUUUUGAAGACACAAUUUGUUGACGAUGGCGUGAUGAACCGGCGCCUUGGGCGGACAGGAGAGGAGAGACGCAAGAGAUUGCGCGAGGAGAUGGCGGAUCGCAAGCGUGGAUUCGAACUUAUGAAGGAAAAGAUCGCGAUAGCUCAGGCGAAGGAGAAAGAGAGACUAGCAAAACUGAGUCGUCGCAAAAAGGAGCCGCUAAUCCAGGGUGAAAAGGGCUCUGGGAGGGCAGAAGAGAGGAUUUGGGGCGCUGGCCGUUCACCCGAAGGCGAAGAAAAGGAGAACCACUUGGGCGGUAGCAGCAACACGGAACAGCAAUCGUCCGAUGGAGUAAAGGGAGGCCCGGCUACUUCUACAGAAGAGAUGAUGAAGCUUGAUGGAGUGGGGCAGAGUCCGGACUCGUGGAUCAGGCAGCUUAACGACGUCGCCGCCACUGCUUAG
This is a messenger RNA of Fonsecaea pedrosoi CBS 271.37, 2808 nucleotides long. RefSeq lists its product as uncharacterized. Bases 1 to 2808 code for a protein of 935 amino acids. The transcript is spliced from 2 exons. The record is from RefSeq and is a predicted model, not a curated record. NCBI's taxonomy places the organism in Eukaryota, Fungi, Ascomycota, Eurotiomycetes, Chaetothyriales, Herpotrichiellaceae.